Messenger RNA from Polychytrium aggregatum, 586 nucleotides. RefSeq names its product acyl-CoA N-acyltransferase. The transcript has 2 exons. Lineage: Eukaryota; Fungi; Chytridiomycota; Chytridiomycetes; Polychytriales. Bases 20 to 355 code for a protein of 111 amino acids. Gene Ontology annotation, molecular function: histone H4 acetyltransferase activity; histone H2A acetyltransferase activity; protein N-terminal-serine acetyltransferase activity. The record is from RefSeq and is a predicted model, not a curated record. Gene Ontology annotation, cellular component: nucleus.
CUACGAUCGCGAUGGUCCCAUGAGCUGGUCGGAUGAGGGCAAGCGGGCCGAGAUGUCCAGCAAGUCGUCCCGGUACCUCUUUGCCCUCGAUCGCACCUCCCAGACCCCGCUCGGAUUUGUCCACUUCCAAUUCGUGAUGGAGGACUGCACCGAUGGCGGUCCGUAUCUGCCUCAGCAGGCGGCCAUCUACUGCUACGAAUUGCAGAUCGCAGAGUCCCAGCAGGGCAAGGGCAUCGGCCGCCAGCUACUGGACGCCAUGGAGCACAUCGGACGGGACACCGGAAUGCGCAAGGCCAUGCUGACGACGUUCAAGAGCAACGACCGGGCAACUCGGUUCUAUGCUCAUCUGGGGUAGGCCGAUCAUCGUAUCCGGCGUGGAGCGCCUCCAUCAGCAGCGAGAAUGAGCCCGCCUCGGCAUGAACGCAGUCGGGUCCACAUCGAUCCACUCUCUCACUUGCCCGUUCGUUUCGCCUCGGUUCAGAUACGAAAGGGACGGCAUCAGCCCCGACGAUGCUUCCUAUGAGAUCAUGUGCAAGCGUCUCUGUUCUUCUUCUGCAUCUGAACAAUGAACAACCCCUGCUUUGCA